Hydatigera taeniaeformis is the source of this 852-nucleotide messenger RNA. NCBI's taxonomy places the organism in Eukaryota, Metazoa, Platyhelminthes, Cestoda, Cyclophyllidea, Taeniidae. The record is from the annotation of a GenBank genome assembly.
AUGAUCGAAGGGUUCUCUCCAAUAGCACAAACUGCGAUCGGCACCUCUUUAACUUGGGGAGCCACUGCACUGGGGGCCGUUUUCUGUGCCUUUCAGCCUACCACUGAAAAGCGGAUACGUAACGUAAUGCUAGCUGCCUCCUUCUGGUCACUACUUCAGCCAGCCAUUGAUUUAGCUAAAACAGUCGACCGGGUAAAGUCGGCUGAUUCAAUGGGAAGUGUGUGCUAUUUGCCAGCCGCUGUUGGACUCCUCGCGGGUGCCGCUUUCAUCAUCCUUGUGGAUUACUUCUUUCCCGAACAAGCUCUUAUUAACACUACCGAACCGAGCAGUCCUGUCUACUCCCCAAUCGUGGAUGACCGGCUUUUUGGAGGACUCACUAGUGGUUCGGUCCGUUACCGUGGUAAUGAUUUCAUCUCUCCUAUUACCUUCUACAAACCCAGACGUUCCACCCAUUCACCAAGGGUUAGCAGCCGUAUUUGGCUGUUCAUUGUCGCCAUCACACUCCAUAACAUUCCCGAGGGUUUAGCCGUUGGCGUCGCCUUUGGGGCAAGAGACGAUAGCACUGCCGGAGGUGCCUUUUUAAGAGCGCGAAAUCUGGCGCUUGGUAUGGCCAUUCAAAACGUUCCUGAAGGUCUGGCAGUCAGUUUGCCAAUGCGAGCAGCUGGCUACUCGUUUUGGCAGAGCUUCUGGUAUGGCCAACUUUCGGGAAUCGUGGAACCCUUGGCUGGUAUUUUGGGCUGUAUCACUGUGCAAUAUGUCAAUCCCCUUCAACCGUACGCACUGGGUUUUGCGGCUGGUGCUAUGAUCUUUGUGAUAUUCGAUGAUGUUAUACCGGAAGCACAUCGAAAGUGA